Messenger RNA from Bipolaris maydis ATCC 48331, 348 nucleotides. NCBI's taxonomy places the organism in Eukaryota, Fungi, Ascomycota, Dothideomycetes, Pleosporales, Pleosporaceae. The record is from RefSeq and is a predicted model, not a curated record.
UUGAGACAAGACCCCAUCGCGGUUUCCAUCGAAACAAAAACCCCAAACGGCAGCGAAUCAACCGCACUAGCACAACUUUCGCUUUGGGCAGCGACGCAUUUCAACCGCCUGCGCACCUUGCUACGACCCACCAAACGCGACGUAGUUUCUAUGCCGUUACCACUGAUUAUGGCAGUUGGCGGACGGUACAGUUUGUUCUUCGCUAUCGACGGCACGAUCACGGAAGGUAUCACUAUCGCAGGCGGCGAGACAGCAUUUGGGGACUGUGCAACGCUGGACGGAUGCUACCAAGUCCUUGCAGGCCUACGUGCAGUGGGGAUCUGGGUGAAAGAGGUUUGGGUGCCGUGG